AUGGGCAACGAGGCGAGCACGGUCCAUGCCGAUGGCGCAGCGACGGACCUUCCUGCGAGCCAGCGCGCCAUGAACAUCCUCAAGAUGAUCGAGUUUUCCAAGGACCCGCGGGCGGGCAUGCUCGAGUCGCGCGACCAAUACGGGGACCUCUUUCUCCUCGAGAGCCAUCUCGUGAGCGAGAAGAUCGCCGGAUUCUGCGGCCCCGAGCUCCUCGCGGCCUUCGACGACAAGCUGCAAGACGGCAGCAUCGUGCGCGAAGGGGCGUUCCCGUCCGGAAUUGUCGCGCUCCUAGGGGCCAUCAUGCCGACCAUCGAUGGCGAGGAGCACCACGCGCGCAAGGCCGCAGCCCUUGAAGCUUUCACGCCCGCACGACUUGAUCUCUAUGCACCGCUCAUUCGCGAGAUUGUCCAGGCCGAACAUGCAUCAUGGGCGGCGCGAGGCGGUGCCAUCUCGCUUGCGUGCCUCACGCGCGAAAUGGUCUUCCGCAUUUUCCUUAAGGUGCUGUACGGCGUCGAGCGGCACGACGCCAACAAGUUUCGGGUCCUUCUUGACGAUUUCAUCGCUUCGAUUCGCCGGUCCA
Molecule: messenger RNA, 580 nt
Organism: Saprolegnia parasitica CBS 223.65
Lineage: Eukaryota; Oomycota; Saprolegniomycetes; Saprolegniales; Saprolegniaceae
Exons: 1
Molecular function (GO): heme binding; oxidoreductase activity, acting on paired donors, with incorporation or reduction of molecular oxygen; monooxygenase activity
Source: RefSeq, a predicted model, not a curated record